Messenger RNA from Eremothecium gossypii ATCC 10895, 870 nucleotides. RefSeq names its product serine/threonine-protein kinase. Gene Ontology annotation, biological process: protein phosphorylation; intracellular signal transduction. Gene Ontology annotation, molecular function: ATP binding; protein serine/threonine kinase activity. The transcript has a single exon. The coding region runs from base 1 to 870 and encodes 289 amino acids. NCBI's taxonomy places the organism in Eukaryota, Fungi, Ascomycota, Saccharomycetes, Saccharomycetales, Saccharomycetaceae. The record is from RefSeq and is marked provisional.
AUGGAGCUAAGAGUCUGGAAAUUGUGGAGGCGAUGGGAGCGGCGGCAGGAGGUAGGGCGCGGAACGACGUGCUACGUAGAGGUGUGGCAGCGCAAGGGCGUGACGUGCGCAGUGAAGCGGGUUCGAGGGGACGAUCCGUCGGAGCACCACAACCGCGAAGUGCGGGCGAUGCUGACCAAGGAAUAUAACAUCCUGCGGAGCCUACACAGCGUGCAUGUGGUAGCGGUGGUGGAGCAGCGACUAUCGAAGGGGUGGAUUCUGCUCGAGUACGUCCCGUUUUGCGUGCAGAAAGUAAUGCGGAUGGAUCUAGCCCCGGGGGCCGAGGAGAGGCGGUGUCUGCUGGGGCAACUGGUCGAGGGCGUCGCAUACUUGCAUUCCAGCGGCGUGGUGCAUCGGGACCUCAAGCUGGACAAUAUGAUGUUGGCACCCGACUGCCACACUCUCAAGCUGAUCGACUUUGGGCACGCGGUGAAGCUGCAGGCGGGGAAAACGAAGUGCUACGGAAUCGGUGGCACAGAGCCUCUGAUAGCGCCGGAGGCGCUGAACCAGCUGUCGUAUGAGGGGUAUCCAGUGGAUAUGUGGUCUAUUGGAAUCAUCAUGUAUAUGCUAUUCAACGAUAUAGCCGACCUGCGAUACCCGUGGCGAAUUGCACGAUCCAGUGACGAGGCGUUCCUAGCAUACGAGGAAGAAGGCCUGCUGCAUAUAUCUACGGAGGAGCAUUUGUGUCGUCGCUUUCUGACGCCUGACCCCGCGUUACGUAUAACGGCUGCAGAGGCGGUGGAGAUACCUUUUCUGCAAUACAACUGCGAUGGCCAUGUGCAUGAGCGAACUCGUAGGUUGUGUCAGAAAUUUUGGGGCACAUAUAUGUAA